Messenger RNA from Helobdella robusta, 1419 nucleotides. RefSeq lists its product as hypothetical. The transcript is spliced from 10 exons. The annotation marks the transcript as partial. Lineage: Eukaryota; Metazoa; Annelida; Clitellata; Rhynchobdellida; Glossiphoniidae. The record is from RefSeq and is a predicted model, not a curated record. Gene Ontology annotation, molecular function: protein binding.
AAGAUAGAUGACGUUGAAACCCUCAAAAACCUCCUCAUGUCUUUGAAUGGUAGAGGCCUAAGGGAGAAAGUUCUACAGAAAUAUCUGGAGAAGAAUUUUGAAACCGUGUGCCAGAGUAGUUUCAAGAUGAAGAAAAAUAGUACUUAUGAAUGCAACGACAACAACGUCGGUGACGUCACACGCCCGGACAAAAAUGUAUUGUGGAAUUUUCAGUCGCAGAAAUCAAUUGAGUUGAAUGUACUGGAGAGUAUUGAAGAUCUCAAAGCCACCAUUUGCUCCGCCAGUCUGCAGAGAGAUGUGGUGGAAAGUGAAGGGGAUCUCAAAAGAGAGGCUAAUGAUGACGAAGAAAACUCCAAAGUUAACGAGAGGACCAACAAAAAAAGGAGAUACAGUAGCGAAAGUGAGAGGAGUAGGAAAAAGAGAGAUAGUGAAGAAGCGGGAGGAAAAACUGUCCUUGAACUUGCCAAAACGAAACUCCUCCACCUAGAGCACAACAUUGAAAGAAGGUACCUGAAACCACCACUGGGAAAAAGCAAGGAAUUAUUAUUGUGGAGGUCUGCUGUCUCAUCAGCUACGUCACCAUCACAGUUGUCCUUAUAUGUCGAACAGCUGAAUAAGUGCAUUGCCUGGGAGAAGUCCAUCAUGAAAGUGUCGUGCCAGAUAUGUUGUAGCGACGACGACGAAGGGCAGCUGCUGCUGUGCGACAUGUGCGACAAGGGCUACCACACCUACUGCAUCAGGCCAAAGUUGCAGAGCAUACCAGAAGGUGAUUGGUACUGUUACGAGUGCAUCUCAAAGCGUCAUCUCUCAAUGAAACGGAUGUUUUACAGCAACAACAACAACAACAACAAAAACAACAACAUGGAUAACAUCAAUUAUGAUAACACUAAUAACAAUGUCAAGUCUGACGGAAAUCUUGGCAACAACAACAACAACAAUGAUACUUGCAGCAAAAUUGAUAGCAACAACAACGGCAACAACAACAUUGAUAACAACAACAUUGAUAGCAGCAACGUAGAUUACAACAACGUUGCAGACUUGAAUGGUGACACAUUAAUGGCGUCGGAUAUGUCCAUUUGUCACACAAUGUUGAACGAACUGAAGAAACACAAUGAUUCCUGGCCAUUCUUGGCUCCUGUCAGCUCCAAGCAGUUUCCAACCUAUAGGAAGGUCAUCAGAUGUCCCAUCGAUUUUCAAACCAUCUCCAAAAGGCUCAAAAAUAAUUUCUACAAAAAUCGCGGCGAGUUUGUGAGCGACAUUCGCCUGGUGUUCAACAACUGCGAAAUUUUCAACGAAGACGAUUCGACGGUUGGUCGCGCUGGGCACUCGCUUCAGAAAUUCUUCGACAAAAGAUGGAUGGGAUUGGUGAAGUCACGCCAUGGUGAUGAUUACGCUGGUGAUGAUGGUGAUAAUGAGUGA